CGUACUCAAAGUCGGACACCAGACUUCGUGUAAACUCAGGGGGUACCAAUAUUGUGGCAAGGAUGAGUUCACUAACCUUGCUGAGAGCCCUGUCCUGCAUAAUACUGCUGUCAGGUUUGCUCGAGGCCAAAUCCUUGAUGGAGGUGAAAAACGUGGAAGCCGUGAGCAUCGACUCCGCGCAAGCGCAUGGCUUCCUGUCUCAGGCUCGGCCCAGGAGGAACGUCGACCCCAAGUGGCACCGCGGCACGCCAGACUUCCAGUCCUACUACCGAUUCUACACCAGCAUCGGCCACAUCGAAGGGCUCUAUGAGAUAGACAAGAUUCGGAUGCUGUAUCAGCAGAUGCGUCACCUUGAGCAGACCUACGGCGCCGACGCCUCCAGCUACCAGAACGCCCUGGGGGUCCAGACGACCACUCUGCCCCCGACCACCACCACCACCACCCAGCCCCCGCCUCCCCCCACCACCCAGCACCCCCCUCCAGUUUUCUCCGACGCAGACAUCAUCCACCUGUGCAACCCCAAAGACCCACUCUGUAAGCCUAAGAUCGUGUACUUGCCAACAGGGGCGGUCCCAGUUCUCUGCGACCCAAGAUACCACCCUGCCUGCCAGCCCAAAUCGGACGAGGAGGUCCUGGAGGCCCCAGAAGAACCUGCCAUCGAAGCAUCUCCUCCACCGCCACCUCCCCCUCAGAAGUCCGCCCCUGCCCCCCAAAUCAGCUUCAAAGGGAUGGAGUAUGACUGUGACCCGUACUGGGACCCUGACUGCCUGAUAGACCACCCGCCCCGCCCUGUCGAGACCACCUCCCUCCCACCGCCACCCCCGACUCAACCUCCAGCCCCUGUUGAGGAGAAGGUGAAGGAGGAAGAGCCAGCUCCAGCUGUGCUAGAGGAAAAGACUGAAGCCCCCAGCCUUCAGUUUGACCCUUACGAUUACCGCCGUGACCUCUUCAACCCUUACCUGUAUACUAAUCCAGCUCCUGAGCCGCAAUAAACUUGUUGUUUCCCCCCAGCUGUGUAGUAAUGCCACAUAACUUGGACUGGUCACUUUGGAAGACUGCAUCAUUUCAGGAUGGACUGUGUACGAAACCUUGAUAAUAAUGAUAAUAAUAAUAAAUCGGUGGACAAUCACACCUCAAGAUUAAAAACCAUUUUGGUUCAAUCA
This is a messenger RNA of Hypomesus transpacificus, 1163 nucleotides long. It is a transcript of the gene and3, whose product is annotated as actinodin3. NCBI's taxonomy places the organism in Eukaryota, Metazoa, Chordata, Actinopteri, Osmeriformes, Osmeridae. The record is from RefSeq and is a predicted model, not a curated record. The transcript is spliced from 5 exons. The coding region runs from base 63 to 992 and encodes 309 amino acids.